Molecule: messenger RNA, 1146 nt
Organism: Cuscuta campestris
Lineage: Eukaryota; Viridiplantae; Streptophyta; Magnoliopsida; Solanales; Convolvulaceae
Source: the annotation of a GenBank genome assembly
UAAUAUACAAAUUACAAGAUAAAAUGGAUUAAAGAAGUGCAUUGGAUGGUGUGUAAAAAUGAAAGAAUACUUACUUUUGAUCAUUUUAGCAAUUGAAUGAAAGCUGAGCCAUUCUUGCCAUGGCUUCUUCUGCGAUCUCAGCCCCAGCUCCAUCUCUGUACUCCUCUUCUACUCACUCUCCCUCUUUCCCCAUCAGCGGAAUCAAAAGGAGGCUGAAUCUCUGUACUCGUUCCAGUUGUUCCAUUGCAGGCUCCCGAGUUCUGCUCUGUAAUUGGGUGCCUCACUUGGCUCUCGUCACCCCCUUCUCUUCCUGGGCUUGCGGCAUUUCCACCCUUCGCGUUCCUAGAAAAACAGAGAGGAAAACAAAAUGGAAACGUGGAAUUGUGUUUGCUUCUCUCUUUGGAGUUGGAGCUCCGGAGGCGCUUGUGAUUGGGGUGGUAGCUUUGUUGGUGUUUGGUCCCAAGGGUCUUGCCGAGGUUGCUCGCAAUUUGGGGAAAACAUUGCGGGAAUUCCAGCCUACAAUCAAAGAACUCCAGGAAGUGUCACAGGAAUUCAAGAGCACGCUUGAGAAGGAAAUUGGUCUUGAUGACAUAAGAGAUUCAAAUCAGAGCCCGUUCAGGACUGAUAGAACUGCAUCGCGAAGUGGGGUCUAUAAGGAUUCACAGACUAAGACAGAGCCCCCUAAUGGUUCUCCUCAAUCACCAACUGUAGAAUCAAUUGAUAAUAAGUUGAAAGACAUAGAAGAAGGGGAGCCAGCUGAUAUGACGUCUUCUGUCGAAAAUCAAUUAGAAUCCCAAGUGAAAACAGAAGAUGGUUCUCAGUCGUCCCCAACCGAGCAUCCUCAGGUGGAGAAGAUAUAAAGAUCACUGGAAUGCAUAACAGCAUCAGCUAAUGGGUUUUCGGGAAAGCUGAUAGUGAGUGUAAUGGGGGUGUUCUUAUUCCAAACCAAUUUUUGCGAAGUAGAGAUGCACAUAAAGCUUGUUAGGAGUAGACGUUUGCCUAAUCUGCAUUACAAUACGGAGUAAUAAUAAUAAUGCAUGUACCUUGUUUAAUUGUAUCCAUCCAUGCCACGUUUAUUCGUCGUACUUUGGAUUCUUGAGCUGGCUAAUUGUGUUAACCUGUCAAGUAGAACAGAUUUGAAGGUUG